Messenger RNA from Rhinolophus ferrumequinum (greater horseshoe bat), 3700 nucleotides. It is a transcript of the gene MEI4, whose product is annotated as meiotic double-stranded break formation protein 4. The transcript is spliced from 6 exons. Bases 244 to 1413 code for a protein of 389 amino acids. Lineage: Eukaryota; Metazoa; Chordata; Mammalia; Chiroptera; Rhinolophidae. The record is from RefSeq and is a predicted model, not a curated record. Gene Ontology annotation, cellular component: lateral element. Gene Ontology annotation, biological process: DNA recombination; spermatogenesis; meiotic DNA double-strand break formation.
GGCCGCCUGGGCCGGCACUCAGGCCCUCGUUGCCCAGGAGAUGGCGCAGAGCUCCUGCACGGGCUCCCACCUAAGGGAGACCUCCCUCCUCUGCAGGAGCACCGAAGAUGUGGAAGAAACAGAGUUCAGAGCGAUGUUUAGGAAGAACUGAAAUAUAGUGUUCUGCUCUAAGACAGAGAGAGCAAUGCUUUAAAAAGACAACUUUCCACAUUUCAUGGUAACACACACAGGAAAAAAGCCAAGAUGGAUAAUCAAGAAUGGUACUUGAGAACCUCAAAGCUGGCUCUGGCCUUGGCAAUUAUCCGCUCAAAACCAGCAGACAAAAGCAGCAGAGAAUACACAGAGCACCUUGCAUUGGUGGUGUCUGGGCAGGAGUCGAAGUGGAGAUCAAAAGUUGAAGCCUUAGAAGCUGAAGUUCUGCAAUUACGUCAAAAACUUCUUCUGAGCAAGAUUUGUUCUGGAUUAUUUAAGAGUGGAGACCCAUCUUCCCAGUUGCAGACUCAAGAAUCUGGAAGUUCUGAAAGUACAGUAACGGUGCUAGAAGAUUCAGGAUGUGAUUUAUCACAUGAGCAGAAAACUGAAUCUUCAGAGAUGUCACAGCAUUUUGUGGGGAGCUGCACCCCCACGCUCUUUCCACCACUGCCCAUUGUGAAAAAACAUAGCGCUACUCCAGAAAAUCCUCUGUCUUCUCACAUGCAAUUCCUGCAACAUCUACUUGAACUGAAGAACUGGACAGAAUCAGAGAGCCUAAAAACAGACUUAAGCCACUUUGAAAACAACUCUUCCACGGUGUCUGAUUCUGUUUUUCAGUUGCUAGAUGGCCUGAUCACUUUUUACCGUGAACCCAAAUUUCCUUUUUCAAACUUUUGUAUUGAAGCUGUUGAUACUUUAGCUAGACUGAUCAGUGACUGUAACUUAUCUAAUCAUAUUCUUAAAAAGUGUUCCAAGAAGUUGGAAGAAUUUGAGAAAACUCUGCUACAGAUUAUUUUAAGGAACAACCACAUAAAUCGGUUUCAGGUGCAGCAAUAUGUCGCUCAGAGUCUGGUAACCCUGGGAAGUUGCAACUUGUUGAGAAAAUCUAUAAUAUCUCAGCUUCUGUCAGAAGUAAAUAGCUUCAUUGAUGAUCUGGGUACCAUCAAUCAGGUGCAAGCCAGUUAUGAUGUGACACGCUAUGAAAAUAUUUUCUCCUUCUUCUGGGUUCUGGAGCAGCUUCUUCAGAAGGAAAAUGAAAAAGGCAACAUGUCAAGCAUAGGACGUGAUGACCUAGAAAUCAAGAAAUUUCUUCAGAAGCAUGAUGAAGCUAUUUUCCUACUCUCCGAUGCGUUUCCUUUAUUUACUUUUUAUUUAUGGAGACUGGGCAUUCUCUUGGACUCCAUAGAGAGAGAAACUGUUGAAAGUAACUCACUACCUUAGCAAUUUACCAAAUAUCAGAAGCAUACUAAAGUUGAAUAUACAAGGAUCUUGUACUUAAAAGAUUUUCAAGAAUAUUUUUAAAUGAGGAUUUUAAAUGGAUCUCCAAAUAUAAUCAUUAAUUAAUAGUUAAUCUUAAAUUGUGCAUAAAAGACUAUGAGUCAUUAUAGUAUAGAAAUACUAUAAUCAGCCUGUAUCAGUCUCAUUCCCACAUCUUACAGUAUGUUACUCAAUAUGGUCUGGCUCUAUAUUCCCUAAAAUGGACCAUUAUUUGUCUCUAUCAUAAAGAUAUUUACAUUGUAAAAUAUUUCCAUGUAAUAGAUACUAAAAGGUAACAGAUGAGAUCUUAAAAGUGGUAUUGCUUGAUCCAUGCAGUAUUUAAAAUGAAUGGUUAAAAUUAGAUUUUUAAAACUUUAUUUUCUUACAUAGUUUCACAUAUCCUUGUCUAUCAGAAGGGACUCCUAUAGAAGGAGAAAAGUCUUUUAUGUUUAUAAAGGUAAUUGCCUUUAAUUUUAUAUAACCAAAACAUUUGUCAAAUCCUUUUGAAAAUGCUAAUUAGCUGUUUAAAUGUUCUGUUUGUUUUUUUCAAAAAAUGUUUGUUUUGAUUCUGUUGAUUAUAUAUAAUAUCCCCGUUAUUGUUAAAAUAUAGUUAAGUCAUGUAUAGUAAGUCAUUAAGGAAAUUUUCACAAAUUCUAAUAUCUGUCUAUAAAUAUACUUUAUACUUACUAAAAGUAUAUUUAUAGUUACUAAAAGUACUGGUUGAAUUUUCCAGUUACAUAGUUUCAUUGACUUUAUUUCAAUUAUUAAAAUCAUAACCAACUAGCUUAAUAAGCGCACAUUAUGUACUUUCCUGUAGUAAAAUUUAGGGCACAACAAAUACAGAUUUGCUUCAUUAAUUAUGUGUGAUAUCUGUCUCAUAAGUUAAUUACCAUUUCUCAAUGCCACUAGUAUUCUUUGAAGUGUAUGUAAAAUCAUAUCAUUGUCUGUCACAAUUAUUUUUGGAGUUAUUUCUAGCUUUCUAGAAAAGAUAAAGCCAUUUUUAUAAUGCUGAAACUCAAUGUAUGUAUCAGUCAGUGACCGUCAUGUAACAACCACAAAAUCUCAGGGAUGUACAAGUAUUUAUUUCUCAGAUGUUGGUGGGUCACUUGGGGAUCAGCUCAUCUAAACUGGGCUCUGGUGGAAAGCUGCUCAGGUUGCACCUCCCACUGAGCUAGGAUCCUUGUUGUACAUUAAUUGGGCUUCGGUCUCCUUCACAUGUGCAUAUUCUGGGGCCCAGGUUGAGAGAGGAAAGCAGCUCCUUGGGGGAAGCUGCUCUGUGACAAUGGCAGAUUGGCAGAAGAAAAAGGGCAAGGCUGAGAAAUGCCACACUGUAAUUUCUGCCCACAUGCAUUGGCCAAAGUACAUCAAAUGGUCAAGCCCAGAGAAAAGAGACAGGGAAGUACGCUCCACCUUGAGCGGGACAACUUGCAAUGUUACAUGACAAAGAGCACAUAACAGGAGAGAGUGGAGAUCGGGGCAAAUUAUUUACUCCACCACACACACCAGUUGAAUACUCGAAGGAUAUUCUAGAUUGUGAAUGAGGAGGAAUUUUGCUACUAUUUGAUUCCUGGGAAUUGUAUAAAUCAUUUCAGCGGAGGACACUAAACAAAAUCCACUACCCAUGAUGUCUCCCCAACCUCUCUCUUCCGUAAUGACUAGACAAGGUUGGUAAAUACACACGCAAUAGCAAUUAUUCCACUGCAGUCAGCCAACAUAAUGAUCCUAAGAAGCCUUUUGUAACAAGAACAGAUUUCUUAAUUCCAGUAGUCAUCAAAGCUUCAAGGUCUGAAAACUCGCCUAGGAAACGUGUUGAUUAUAGAAAAACAAAGAGAUGUUGGGAUUGUUAAUGUAUAAAAUGGAGAUACAUUUAACUUCCGUUUGGUAUUAUUUUAAUGGAAACACUAAACUGGCGAAUUAUGAUACCUAAUCCUUCAUUAUUCUGCGUUUCAGUCUAUAACAGUGUUAUCUGUGCUGUGAAUUUAGUAUUGAGGUCUAAACAUCCUGCUGGUGGAAAAGGAGAUAAAAGGAUCCAUUUUUAUCUGUGUGUUUCAAUAAAGCAAUGAAAGAAAACGAAUGAAUGAUUUAAAUUAAACUUAAGAAUAUUGUAACAAUUAGGAUUUGAUGAAUGUCUAACUUUACAAUUAAGAUUUUUGAGGAUAAGAAUAACAGAGACAGUAGAAAUUGAGCUGAGCUGAAACUGGAUAUAGAAUUGUAUGGGAAUUAAAAAAAGACCAUGGAACAGUCCUGAAAA